AUGCAACUAAUGAGUAAAAGAAAUAAAACUCAGUUUUACUUUUUUGGCAUUAUUAUUACUACUUCUGCACUACGGAAGAGGUUGAGAAGUUUUGGCUUUUUGGCACCAGCACUUUUAGCCCCAUUAUCGUCACUACUGCUCCCCCCAAACCCUGGCGACACUUCCGAUAAUCCCGACAUCGUGUGCUCCACGCAGCCCCAUCCACCGGCCGCCGGAGACCGGUACUCUCCGACCAACCCUCCGGUUGGCCCAUGCAUGCCAGCCGCCCUGUGCCUCGACGGAUCCCUCUCGCCUCCCGGCGCCGGGAUGCCAACGGCCAGCGGCCGGAGCUCGCCGCCGGCGAGCACAGUAUCCACCGCCAUCUGA
This is a messenger RNA of Striga asiatica, 366 nucleotides long. Lineage: Eukaryota; Viridiplantae; Streptophyta; Magnoliopsida; Lamiales; Orobanchaceae. The record is from the annotation of a GenBank genome assembly.